AUGGGAAGGGUUGCAGGGAGCCUGGCAGUUAGAGUCAGCGGCACACCGGAGGAACGAUGGGUGUGUGAGGGCUACGACGGGCCAACUGGGAAGCAACAAAUACACUUUGAACUAAAAGUUCCCCAAAAGCUCUGUGGAUAUCGAGGGAAUUAAAGAAACAAAUCAACAGCUGACAUGAGGUUGGCCAGUGUUGGGGUCGGGGUCCGGGCCCGGAGGGCUGCAGAGCCGUCUGAACCAGAGUCGGAGGAAGCAACAGAGCCGGCUCACCACGAGCACUCCCAUGCAGAACACCAUGAGCACUCGCAUACAGAACAUCACCCCGGCCACGACUACAACCACAUGAAGGAGAAGUUCAUGAAUGAACUCGGUCAUCUGCCAAUCCCCGUGUGGGCGGUAGCAGCCAUCGUUGUGGUGGUCCUUGUUUUGGUGGCGUGCUUCAUCUUCUGCCUUUUCAAGAAAUGCUUCGCAAAAAAGAAAAAGCCAAAGAAAGUGAGGGAGAGGAAAGCAGGUCGCCGCAAAAAGGAAAAGGAAGGUGAAGGAGAGGCGGGAGAGAAGGAGGGGGAGGUGAAGAAGGAAGGAGAGGAAGAGGAGAAGGAACAGGAAAAGUUGGGUAAGCUGGAGUUCUCGUUGGACUACAACUUCACAGAUGCCCAGCUCAUAGUGGGUAUCCUUCAGGCUCAGGACCUCGCAGCUAUGGACAUGGGGGGAACCUCAGACCCCUAUGUCAAAGUCUUUUUGUUGCCAGACAAAAAGAAGAAGUACGAGACCAAAGUUCAGCGCAAGAACUUAUGCCCCGUUUUCAACGAGACUUUCAUCUUCAAGAUCCCGUAUGCAGAGUUGGGCGGAAAGACUUUGGUGCUGCAAGUUUUUGACUUUGACCGUUUCUCCAAGCACGAUAUGAUCGGCGAGAUAAAGAUCCCCAUGAACAGCGUUGAUUUGGGACAGCCAAUGCAACAAUGGAGAGACUUGGAGAGUGGUGAGAAGGAGGAGCAAGAAAAACUGGGCGAUAUUUGCAUUUCUUUACGAUAUGUCCCAACUGCUGGGAAACUGACCGUGAACAUCAUGGAGGCAAAGAACCUGAAGAAAAUGGAUGUUGGUGGUUUAUCAGAUCCGUAUGUGAAGAUUGUUCUGCAGCAAAAUGGGAAGCGGAUUAAGAAGAAAAAGACGACUGUCAAGAAAAACACGCUCAAUCCUUACUUUAAUGAGAGUUUCAGCUUUGACGUCCCCUUUGAGCAGAUACAGAAAGUGCAAGUCGUCAUCACAGUGUUUGACUACGACAAACUUGGAAGCAAUGACCCCAUUGGAAAAACCUUCAUGGGUUAUGGAGCUACGGGGGUCGGCCUGCGCCACUGGUCAGAUAUGCUCGCUAACCCUAGGCGUCCAGUUGCUCAGUGGCACACUCUUCUGCCAGAAGAAGAAGUCGACGCGGCAGUCAAAGCAAAACCUCGUUAAAAUCGCACCUUGCUCGAUUAUCAAAUACUGCUGAUGUGUUAUUGUUUAUCCUGAUGUUUUCUCAAUUUGCAUGUUCUGUUUUCCAUUUUGUUUCUUUUACGAUAUUUUAAUAUGUGUGUGUGCAUGUGUGAUGUACAGACAUUUUUUGAUAUUUGGUUGUUACUUGGCUUCCCCCAGUUACCUUAGACAGUAUUGUAAACCAAUAUCACUUUGUAUUUGUAUAAAUUGGAAACACUUAUCUGUAAAUGUUCAUCUUGUGUGUAUGCUCAUGCAUGGGUCUAGUAAAAUCUGGAUGCACAAAGAGUUUCAGAGUUAAUCUGUGUUCUGAAAAGUUACUCUGAAAACAUGGUCGAGCAGGGACACUCAACGCGCUUUACCCAUGGGCCACUUGCAAAAUGACAGAAGACCAGGGACCAGUUAAUACACAAACAUUAAUAACAUUUAUCAGUACAUAUAAUAAAUUAAUUUCCUGCUUUCCACCUCUCAACAUUUGCUGUCCUCGUGUAUCUUUGCCAAGAGACAAAUCCAGCUGCAGCAUCUCUGCACAGGUCAGGUGUAUAUGCAGGGGUGUCAGCAAGCCACCCGGCACCCUAUUGCAGGCCAGAUUUGGCCCAUGGGGUGUAAGUUGAGGAUCACUGUGGCAGAGCUUCUACAUUUCACAGUAUGCAGUCCUGAAACAUGCUUGUUGUAAUGCUCUGGAUCUUUUCAAAUCCAAAUAAACUCACAAUGGACAGUUUCA
Molecule: messenger RNA, 2191 nt
Organism: Epinephelus lanceolatus (giant grouper)
Lineage: Eukaryota; Metazoa; Chordata; Actinopteri; Perciformes; Serranidae
Gene: syt5b
Product: synaptotagmin Vb
Biological process (GO): synaptic vesicle endocytosis; calcium ion-regulated exocytosis of neurotransmitter
Cellular component (GO): dense core granule; axon; synaptic vesicle membrane
Molecular function (GO): clathrin binding; calcium-dependent phospholipid binding; phosphatidylserine binding
Source: RefSeq, a predicted model, not a curated record